GAAACCCUUAGAUGAUGUUUUAAUGACCAAAAGAUUACCUAUACCAGUAGUUCCAAUUGCCAAUCUUCGGAUCAAUGUUAGCCUGUUAUGCAGAAAAAAAGAAAAUGCAAAAGGCAACGACAAUGUACAGGUUUUUAACUUAAAGCUAAUUUUAUGCAAUUUAAAUUGUUUUCCUUUGUUGUAGGAAUAUGUCCUCUCGCGUACGUGUGUUAACAUUUCCUUUUUGUUAGAGUGUGAGGUGCUAGGAGAUGUUUAUUAAAGUCUUACAGACCCAAAUAAAAACAUGAGAACCUUAUAUUGUCUAAGGGAACGUCGGGGGGAGUGGCAGGGCUGAUCUGCAAAAUCCAAACAUCCAUGAAUUACGACCAAUCCAAACCGAACUACAGACAAGUACUCGAGAAGACUACCUACCUCAGCAUGCACUGCGAACUCCUUCAAAGGGACUACAGAUCCAGGCAUGCAACAUGACCAUCAACCUGUGUCUCUGGCUGUUUAAUCUAGGGAGACCACAAAUCCCAGGGUACUGUGCAUUGGAAAUGCGACUCCCAGUCUUAAACUAGGCGGGCAACAAAGCAAGCUAGAUCGCUAACCCAGGCGCAAAGCUUGCUGGGGAUUGUAGUUCUUCAGAGGCGGGGUCGGGCCGCUCCCUCGCCGCCCUGAACCGGCCGCUAGACUGCGCAUGCGUGUCAGUGGCGCUAGCGGCGGACCCGGCUGGGCAGUUCCUUCCCCAGCAGGAGAGAUUCCUCUGCCAUGGAGUCCUACGAUGUGAUCGCCAACCAGCCUGUCGUGAUCGACAACGGAUCCGGUGUGAUUAAAGCUGGUUUUGCUGGUGAUCAGAUCCCCAAAUACUGCUUUCCAAACUAUGUGGGCCGACCCAAGCACGUCCGUGUCAUGGCAGGAGCCCUUGAAGGCGACAUCUUCAUUGGUCCCAAAGCUGAGGAGCACCGAGGGCUGCUUUCAAUCCGCUAUCCCAUGGAGCAUGGCAUCGUCAAGGAUUGGAACGACAUGGAACGCAUUUGGCAAUAUGUCUAUUCUAAGGACCAGCUGCAGACUUUCUCAGAGGAGCAUCCUGUGCUCCUGACUGAGGCGCCUUUAAACCCACGAAAAAACCGGGAACGAGCUGCCGAAGUUUUCUUCGAGACCUUCAAUGUGCCCGCUCUUUUCAUCUCCAUGCAAGCUGUACUCAGCCUUUAUGCUACAGGCAGGACCACAGGGGUGGUGCUGGAUUCUGGGGAUGGAGUCACCCAUGCUGUGCCCAUCUAUGAGGGCUUUGCCAUGCCCCACUCCAUCAUGCGCAUCGACAUCGCGGGCCGGGACGUCUCUCGCUUCCUGCGCCUCUACCUGCGUAAGGAGGGCUACGACUUCCACUCAUCCUCUGAGUUUGAGAUUGUCAAGGCCAUAAAAGAAAGAGCCUGCUACCUAUCCAUAAACCCCCAAAAGGAUGAGACGCUAGAGACAGAGAAAGCUCAGUACUACCUGCCUGAUGGCAGCACCAUUGAGAUUGGUCCUUCCCGAUUCCGGGCCCCUGAGUUGCUCUUCAGGCCAGAUUUGAUUGGAGAGGAGAGUGAAGGCAUCCACGAGGUCCUGGUGUUCGCCAUUCAGAAGUCAGACAUGGACCUGCGGCGCACGCUUUUCUCCAACAUUGUCCUCUCAGGAGGCUCUACCCUGUUCAAAGGUUUUGGUGACAGGCUCCUGAGUGAAGUGAAGAAACUAGCUCCAAAAGAUGUGAAGAUCAGGAUAUCUGCACCUCAGGAGAGACUGUAUUCCACGUGGAUUGGGGGCUCCAUCCUUGCCUCCCUGGACACCUUUAAGAAGAUGUGGGUCUCCAAAAAGGAAUAUGAGGAAGACGGUGCCCGAUCCAUCCACAGAAAAACCUUCUAAUAUCGGGACAUCAUCUUCACCUCUCUCUGAAGUUAACUCCACUUUAAAACUCGCUUUCUUGAGUCGGAGUGUUUGCGAGGAACUGCCUGUGUGUGAGUGCGUGUGUGGAUAUGAGUGUGUGCGCACAUGCGAGUGCCGUGUGGCCCUGGGACCCUGGGCCCAGAAAGGAUGAUGAACUACCCGCAGUGGUGAUGGCCUGAGGCCUGGGGUUGACCACUAACUGGCUCCUGACAGGGAAGAGCGCUGGCAGAGGCUGUGCUCCCUCCUCAGGUGGCCUCUGGCUGGCUGUGGGGGACUCCGUUUACUACCACAGGGAGACAGAGGGAGGUAAGCCAUCCCCCAGGAGACCUUGCUGCUGACCAUCCUAGGCUGGGCUGACCCGACCCUCACCCCCACCCCCAGGGUGCCCUGAGGCCCCAGGCAGCUGCUGCCUCCACUAUCGAUGCCUCCUGACUGCACACUGAGGACUGGGACUGGGGUUGAGUUCUGUCUGGUUUUGUUGCCAUUUUGGUUUGGAAGGCUGGAAAAGCACCCCAAGAGCUAUUACAGAGACUGGAGUCAGGAGAGAGCAGGAGGCCCUCAUGUUCACCAGGGAACAGGACCACACUGGCCACUGGAGAAGGGCAGGAGCAGUCCUCCCUCUGAAUGGCUGCAGAGUGAAUGUUCCCAGCCCAGUCCCCUUUCGGGGGCCUUGGGAGAGUUUAAGGCACCUGCUGGUUCCAGGUCCUCGCUUUCCAUCUGUUCUUGUUGCAAUGCCAUCUUCAAACCGUUUUAUUUAUUGAAGUGUUUGUUCAGUUAGGGGCUGGAGAGAGGGAGCUUGCUGCCUCCUGCCUUGCUACACUAAUGUUUACAGCACCUAAGCUUAGCCUCCAGGGCCCCACCUCUCCCAGCUGAUGGUGAGCUGACAGUGUCCACAGGUUGCAGGACCAUUUGAGAUUGGAAGCUACACUCAAAGACACUCCCACCAGGCUCUUUCUCCCUUUUCCUCUUGCUCACUCCCCUGGAAUCAACAGGCUGGUUGCUGGUUAGAUUUUCUGAAACAGGAGGUAAAAUUUUUCUUUGGCAGAGGCCCCUAAGCAAGGGAGGGGUGUUGGAGAGCCAGUGCCCUUAAGACUGGAGAAAGCUGCAAUUUACCAAGUUGCCUUUUGCCACUGUAGCUGACCAGGGGACUAGGUUGUAGAGGUGGGAAGGCCCCCUCUGGGCUGAUCUUGUGCCAUUCUUGACCUUGGACCUGCUUGGUUAAGGAGGGAGUGGGCCAGACCAGAGUGCCAGGAGCUAAUGGAGCCAGGCCUGACUCCUAGGAGUGGUCCAAAGGCCUUCAGCCUAGAUGGUGCAAAGCUGGGGCCAGCCUGUCUUCACCGGCACCCUCACCUGUGACACCAAGACCCACCCCAAUCCCAGACUUCACACAGUAUUCUCCCCCACGCCAUCCUAUGACCAAAGGCCCCUGCCAGGUGUGGGCCACAGCAGCAGGUAUGUGUGAAAGCAACGUAGCGCCCCGCGGACUGCAGUGCACUUAACCAACUCACCUCCCUUCUCUUAGCCCAAGCCUGUCCCUCGCACAGCCUCACACAAACCACAUUGCCUGGUGGGGCCCAGUGUACUGAAAUAAAGUCGUUCCGAUAGACACAUCA
Messenger RNA from Gorilla gorilla gorilla (western lowland gorilla), 3515 nucleotides. It is a transcript of the gene ACTR1A, whose product is annotated as actin related protein 1A. The coding region runs from base 751 to 1881 and encodes 376 amino acids. The record is from RefSeq and is a predicted model, not a curated record. Lineage: Eukaryota; Metazoa; Chordata; Mammalia; Primates; Hominidae. The transcript is spliced from 11 exons.